Messenger RNA from Alternaria incomplexa, 297 nucleotides. RefSeq lists its product as uncharacterized. NCBI's taxonomy places the organism in Eukaryota, Fungi, Ascomycota, Dothideomycetes, Pleosporales, Pleosporaceae. The transcript has a single exon. Bases 1 to 297 code for a protein of 98 amino acids. The record is from RefSeq and is a predicted model, not a curated record.
AUGCUCACAGACCUCUACGUCGCCCAAAACAACGCCUACGUCGUGGCCUACACCGAAUUCGAGACACAGUACGCAACAGCCACUAGGACUACUUCUCCAGAGAUGCAGGAGGUCAUUGCGAGACUGCUCGGACAACAGAAGGAGGUCAUGUUAUUCCAAACCUUGCUCUGGAGUUUUCAGAUGUUUGUUGCUGGCCUGGAGAGCAGCGAGACGCAUGAUUUGGACGAGGGGCAAGCGCGUGAACAGGAGGGUUUCGGUAGUGGAGGGACGAGGGGCUUCGAGGGCAUGUGGCGCUGA